This is a messenger RNA of Budorcas taxicolor (takin), 2659 nucleotides long. RefSeq names its product putative homeodomain transcription factor 1 (gene PHTF1). The transcript is spliced from 18 exons. Bases 1 to 2289 code for a protein of 762 amino acids. Gene Ontology annotation, cellular component: endoplasmic reticulum. The record is from RefSeq and is a predicted model, not a curated record. NCBI's taxonomy places the organism in Eukaryota, Metazoa, Chordata, Mammalia, Artiodactyla, Bovidae.
AUGGCCUCAAAUGAGAGAGAUGCUAUAUCGUGGUACCAAAAGAAGAUUGGAGCAUAUGAUCAGCAGAUAUGGGAAAAGUCAAUUGAACAGACACAGAUUAAGGGCUUCAAAAACAAACCAAAAAAGAUGGGUCACAUAAAGGCAGACUUGAUUGAUGUUGACUUAAUCAGAGGCUCAACAUUUGCCAAAGCCAAACCUGAAAUUCCAUGGACAUCUCUGACUCGGAAGGGGCUUGUUCGAGUUGUGUUUUUUCCACUUUUCAGCAAUUGGUGGAUUCAAGUUACCUCUUUAAGAAUCUUUGUUUGGCUGCUACUGCUUUACCUCAUGCAAGUGAUAGCACUCGUGUUAUAUUUUAUGAUGCCUAUCGUGAAUGUAAGUGAAGUCCUCGGACCCUUGUGCCUUAUGUUACUCAUGGGAACUGUCCACUGUCAAAUUGUGUCUACUCAGAUAACAAGGCCAUCAGGGAACAAUGGAAAUCGGAGAAGAAGAAAAUUACGAAAAACUGUGAAUGGUGAUGGGAGCCGAGAAAAUGGAAAUAACUCCUCUGAUAAAGCCAGAGGAGUGGAAACUUUGGAAUCUGCACCCCUUAAUGGUGGUUUUUGGAGGACUCUCUUUGGCAACAGGAUGAAAAGAGUUAAAUUAAUAUGUAACAGAGGGACGGAAACUGACUAUGAUUCAGGUUGUCUGCAUCCUAUCAUCAAGAAGAGACAGUGUCGACCAGAGAUCAGAACGUGGCAAACAAGAGAGAAAGCGAAAUUUUCCGAUGGAGAAAAGGGCCGUAGGGAGUCUUUUAGGCGUUUGGGUAAUGGGAUUUCAGAUGAUCUGUCAAGUGACGAUGACGGUGAAGCCCAGACACAGAUGAUGAUACUGCGGAGGAGUGUGGAAGGGGCCUCAAGUGACAACGGUUGUGAAAUUAAGAGUAGAAGAUCAAUACUUUCAAGACACCUAAACACUCAGGUAAAAAAGACCACUUCCAAGUGGUGCCCUGUUGUGCGGGAUUCAGAUAGCCUGGCUGAAUCAGAGUUUGAAUCAGCAGCCUUCAGUCAGGGCUCUAGGUCUGGCAUGAGUGGUGGCUCUCGAAGCCUCAACAUGUUGAGAAGAGACUCGGAGAGCACCCGCCACGACUCGGAGACAGAGGACAUGUUAUGGGAUGACCUGCUGCAUGGCCCCGAGUGCCGGUCAUCUGUCACCAGCGACAGUGAGGGGGCACAUGUGAGCUCCCUUCACUCAGGGACCAAACGGGACCCCAAAGAGGAUGUUUUCCAGCAGAACCAUUUAUUCUGGCUUCAGAACUCAAGUCCUGCCUCUGAUCGAGUUAGUGCGAUAAUCUGGGAAGGGAAUGAGUGCAAAAAGAUGGAUAUGUCUGUGUUGGAAAUAAGUGGCAUCAUCAUGAGCAGGGUUAAUGCAUAUCAGCAAGGAGUAGGUUAUCAGAUGCUGGGAAAUGUCGUCACCAUUGGAUUAGCGUUUUUCCCUUUUUUACACCGACUCUUCCGUGAGAAGAACCUUGACCAGCUAAAAUCCAUCUCAGCUGAGGAGAUCUUGACUCUCUUUUGUGGGGCACCACCUGUUUCACCUAUUAUUAUUUUGUCUAUAAUUAACUUUUUUGAGCGACUGUGUCUUACCUGGAUGUUUUUUUUCAUGAUGUGUGUGGCAGAGAGAACAUAUAAGCAGAGAUUUUUAUUUGCAAAACUCUUCAGCCAUAUUACUUCUGCCAGGAAAGCUAGGAAAUAUGAAAUACCUCAUUUCAGACUUAAAAAGGUGGAGAACAUUAAGAUCUGGUUAUCACUGCGUUCCUUUCUAAAGAGACGGGGCCCACAGCGAUCAGUGGAUGUGGUUGUGUCUUCUGUCUUCCUACUGACACUUUCCAUUGCUUUCAUUUGUUGUGCCCAGGUACUCCGUGGACAUAAAACUUUCCUAAAUGAUGCUUAUAAUUGGGAGUUUUUGAUCUGGGAAUCAGCUUUACUACUUUUCUUACUGCGCUUAGCCUCAUUGGGGUCUGAAACCAAUAAGAAAUACAGCAAUGUCUCAAUAUUACUUACUGAACAGAUUAAUUUAUAUCUUAAAAUGGAAAAAAAGCCGAAUAAGAAAGAACAGCUUACCCUAGUAAACAAUGUGUUAAAGCUAUCCACCAAGUUGUUAAAAGAGCUGGACACCCCAUUUAGACUCUACGGACUGACAAUGAACCCCUUAAUCUACAAUAUCACACGAGUGGUUAUCCUUUCCGCAGUCUCAGGUGUUAUAAGUGAUCUUCUAGGAUUUAAUAUAAGACUGUGGAAAAUUAAGUCAUAAGCUGAGUCAUGUGCCUGGACUCUCUCCCCUUGCUGGCAUCAGUGCUUACCCCAUUAAGGAAAGAGAUGACUGCAAAACCAUGAGACACCCACCUGCUUGUUCAUACGCAGAGGUGCCCUCAGCUCUCCUAAUCUAAUGAAUCGUGUUUUCAGAGGAACAGAUCCUUUUCCAACUGGGCGUGCAUGCUAAAAACCUGUAUUUUCAUGGUUUUCAAAUAGUAUGAAUAGUCAGGAGACUGAAGACUGUUGUGUUAUAGUAACUUAAGGGACAACUUUUUAAGUUAGGACAUUUAUUCUGGGCAUUUCAAUGCUGUGACAGUUAUAUCUACUGGAAAUAGUCUUUUGGGUAACUAUGGUAGAUGCCCAAAGCA